UGCAGCGUCUGGGACUCUGGUGGAAAUGGCCCCUUCGAUCAGCUUGGAUGUAAUACCCUCAUAAAUGGAGUGGAUACGAUCACUUGCAGAUGUGACCGUCUGGGUUUCUUCUUUGUACUAACACUGGAAUCGAAGGACAUUUUUGCCUUUUUUCCAAGUGGAGACCCAUUUAAAAUUACAACACAGAGUAACCUUUCCAAUCAUGUCAGUGUCACUACCCCAGUGACAGGCAGACCCUGUGAAACACCCCCGGAAUCAUCCACCAGCCUGUCCUCUUCAGCAGGGAACAAUCCCACUCCCCAGAAUUUGGAUCCCAACCAAAUGUGCCGUGACAUGAUGCAGCAACUGCUUUCCAGGGAGAAAAAUAUGAGCAACUCUGAUUCAGUGAAUAAAUUCCUAGCGCAAUGUGAUGCUGUCAUUCCUGACAGUACAACCCUGGAGAGAAUACUCGCAGAGAUAGAAAUCAAAGGAGAAAAUCAAUCCUUCUCAACGCCAAAUUAUUUUGCGCACAUUCAAAGAAUAGAAGCUGAAAAGUUCUCAGGACUUCACUUUCCUCCAUCAGAUUUGAUCCAGCAGAUACAUGUCUCCAGCUUAGCCCGAAAGGUUGGAAUUGAAUUGCCUCCAACUCUUCUGGACAAGGUUAAGGACGAGCCAAAUGUUCUGAUAUCGAGAAUCAUUUUUGUUAUCUAUGGAAAUACAAAACUUUUCCAGAGUGACAAUAACAGCACUGUGUUAAACAAUCUAGUCAGUGGAAUAGAAGUGGUCAAUGUCACCAUUGAAAACCUCCCAGACCCAGUGACCAUUGUCUUCCAGAACACAACCUUGCCGACUAACUCAAGUGGAAAAUGUGUCUUUUGGGAUUUCAGAAAGGGGAGCACAAGUCAUGGCAUCUGGAGUGAGUCUGGCUGUACGACAGAAAUUCAGCUUCACAACAUCACCUGCAAGUGCACCCACUUGACCUCUUUCGCUGUCUUACUGGAUUAUCACAGUGACGAUGUUACUUCAUCGAAUCGUUCUGUUGCACUGAUUAUUGUUGGCACUUUUAUCAUUUUCGUAGUGAUUACAGUUCACUGCUACGAAACGAUCAGCAGGAUGAUUUGGCCUUCAGGAAAACCUCCAGGACGUUUCCAGUUCUAAGCAAUUUGAACAGAAUGAUCCUGGCUUUUACCCCUCGAGUGCCAUUACAUUCUGUGGCUGGAAUACUUUUCAAAUAGCUAAAGAAUUUCCAAAGUUUCUGCUAAUGAAGAGACACAAACAUAACCUUGUAACCAGAGCUGGUCAUUUCUAUGUCAUACUACAUCAUGGCUGCAUGGAACAAACCUCCAGAAUAUCUUCUUCCAGUGACAGGUUUGUCUCUGAAGCCAGUCUUCCUUUGUUAAAUUGUUUAUCACUGUCAAUGGAUUCCAAUCUCACCUUAAUGCCUGCUCAGCUUGGAGUGUGGGUGAAGAAAGAGGAGGAAAUAAAUCAUUCCUCCAUUUUAUUGUUACACUGCACCAAACUGUUUAGAAAAAUGGUGAGAGCUAGUUCUCAGUCUUGACCCAGGAGUGCACACUCCUUCCUAUUCACUGUCUCGGUGAUCUGCUUUCAGGAUGUAUGUCUGUCCAGCUCAAACAGCAUUGCUGAAACCCAAGAAGCAAACUGCUGUGAUUCUGAAAUGGGCAGCUGACAGGCCCCAUGGCUUUCCAUAAUGAGAUAAGGACAAUGGGAAACAUGGAUGGUGUAUGUCAUUCAUAGUGUGGCAUGGUGGCUCAGUGGUUAGCACUGCUGCCUGUCAGUACAGAGACCCAGGUUCAAUUCCAGCCUUGGGUAACUGUCUGUGUGCAGUUUGCCCAUUCUCCCCUUGUCUGUGUGGGUUUCUUCUGGGUGCUCUGGUGUUCUCCCACAAUCCAAACGAUGUGAAGGUCAGGUGAAUUGGCCAUGCUAAGCUGCCAAGUCAGGGGUGAAUGGGUCUGGGUCAGUGUGGGCUUGCUGGGCUGAAGAGCCUGUUUCCAUAUUGUAGGGAAUCUAAUCAAAUCAAACCACUGAAACACAGUGCUAUCCCUGUCCGUCAUACCUUGCUAAGGUGUUUUACAAAGCUAGUAAUAAAGCACAUGGCGAGAAGGCAGAAUGUAAAGUUUCAGGCUGAAUACAUUCAACACGUCCUCCUUCCGAACAUCAACCUGUUCAAGCCUAUCAGUCUGUUUCACCCUGUCCUCACAAACGACAAGGUCCCUCUCUGUAGUGAAUACUGAAGCAAAGUAUUCAUUAAGGACCUCCACUACCGCCUCCAACUCGAGGCACAAGUUCCCUCCACUAUCCCUGAUUGGCCUGACCCUCACUCUGGCCGUUCUCUUGUUCCUCACAUCAGUGAUAAAAACCUUAGGAUUUUCCUUAAACCCACCCACUUAACCAUUUUUAUGCCCCCUUCCCGCUGUCCUCAUUCCGUUCUUCAGUUCCUUCCUGGCUAUCUUGUAACCCUCGAGAGCCCUCAGCCUUGCUUCCUCAACCUUAAGUCAGCUUCCUUCUUCCUCUUGACUAGAUGUUCCACAUCCCUUCUUAUCCAAGGUUCCUUCACCCGACCAUCCCUUCCUUACCUCAGUGGGACAAACCUAUCCAGCACCAUCAGCAACUGCUCCCUAAACAACCUCCACAUUUCUGUUGUGCAUUUUCCUGAGAACACCUGUUCCCAGUUUAGGUGUCCCAGUCCCUGUCUAAUAGCACUGUAAGUCUCACUACCCCAACUGGAUACUUUCCCAUACCGUCUGCUGCUAUCCUUCUCCAUGACUAUUGUAAAGGUCAGGGACUUGUUGAUUACUAUCACUGAAAUGCUCUCCCACCAAGAGAUCUGACACCUGGCCUGGUCCGUUACCAAGAACCAAAUCCAAUACGGCCUUCCCUCUAGUUGGCCAACCUCCAUAAUGAGUCAGGAAUCCUUCCUGGACACACCAGACAAAAACUGCUCCAUCCAAACUGUUUGAACUGAGGAGGUUCCAAUCAAUAUUAGGGAAGUUAAAGUCACCCAUGACAACAACCUGUUACUUCUGCACCUUUCCAAAUUCUGCCUCCCAAUCUGCUCCUCCUUGUCUCUGUUGCUAUUGAGGGGGUCUGCCAAACUAGGUUAAACCCAUCCGAAGAGCUCUCGCAAACCUCCUGCCCAUUGCUCCUCCAGUUCAGGUGCAACCCGUCCUUCUUGUACAUGUCACCUUCCCCAGAAGGUAUCCCAAUGAUCCAUAUCUCUGAAGGCCUCCCUCCCCCACCAGCCCUGCAACCAUGUGAUCAUCUACACUCGCUCUCUGUUUCUAGCCUCACUCACCCUUGAUACUGGUCGCAAUCCUGAGAUUCCUACUCUGCUCAUCCUGCCUUUUUAGCUUCCAAACUAAUUCCCUGUAUUCACUUGUCAGGUCCUCAUCACUUUUCCUAGCUGUAUCAUUCGUACCAAUGUGUACCACACUGUCUGGCUUCUCACCCUCCCCCUUGGGGAUCCUGUAGACUCGAUCCAAGACAUCCCUCACCUUGGCACCGGGGAGGUAACAUACCAUCCGGGAGUCUUGUCUGCAACCACAGAAUCUCCUGUCUGUUCCUCUCACCAUUGAAUCUCCUCUCACUAUCGCUCUCCUAUUUCCCCCCCCUUCCCUUCUGAGACACAGAGCCAGGCUCAGUGACAGAGACCUGGCCACUGAGGCUUUCCCCUGAUAGCUCACUGCUCCCAACAGUAUCCAAAACGGUAUAGUUAUUGAUGAGGGGGGUGGCCACAGUGGGGUCCCUGUACUGUCUGGCUAUUCCCUUUCCCUCUCCUGAUGGUCACUAUUCUAACAGUGUUUGUCAUUACACACUAUAAUUAUUUCAAAUUUGCUGAGGUGCUUCUCUAUGUAUUAAAAGCAAUUUUCUAUCGAUAAAAUGAUUUCCAAGAA
This is a messenger RNA of Hemiscyllium ocellatum (epaulette shark), 3890 nucleotides long. Its product is annotated as adhesion G-protein coupled receptor G1-like. Gene Ontology annotation, molecular function: G protein-coupled receptor activity. The record is from RefSeq and is a predicted model, not a curated record. Bases 322 to 1137 code for a protein of 271 amino acids. NCBI's taxonomy places the organism in Eukaryota, Metazoa, Chordata, Chondrichthyes, Orectolobiformes, Hemiscylliidae. The transcript is spliced from 12 exons. Gene Ontology annotation, biological process: adenylate cyclase-activating G protein-coupled receptor signaling pathway.